AUGGCGGAAACGACCCUACCCGUAGAGUUGAUAGUGCUCAUCCUCACUUGGUUGCCCGUGAAAUCCUUAAUCCGAUUCACCUGCGUUUCGAAACGCUUCCGUUCCAUCAUUCUCUCCGACCCCAAAUUCGCAAAAUCCCAAUUACGAGCAGCCCAUGACCGCAAAACCUUAACUCAGAGACUCCUCUACUCCCCCACCGUCCCUGAACUCGAAUCCCUAGACUUGGACUCGCCGUCGUUUGAUGAUUGUUCCUCUCUUAGAAAGCACAAAUUGCCUUUGGAUCCAGCAGAUAGUUAUGCCUUGCCGCUGGGCUCCUGCAACGGUAUUGGGAUUCUUUUGAAUGAGGCACUUCAUUGGCUUGAUACUUCAAAAGAAAUCGUGGCUUUCGAUUUGGGUCAGGAGAAGCACAAGUUUAGAAAAAUGUUGCUACCGCUGGAUUUCAAUGAUGGCGGAGGUGACUACUAUGAGAAUCAUCUUGGAGUUUCUGCUGGAGGAUACCUGUCUCUAGCUCGUAAUCUAUAUGUUUGCGGUGAUUGCAUUGAUAUAUGGGUGAUGGGAGAAUAUGGUGUGCUUGAAUCGUGGACUAAGCGCUUUAACUUGAAGUUUUCAGACCCCCAUAAUGACGACAUUGGAUGGAAGUACAACCAUGUUUUGGUUCUGGAAACUGGUGUGUUCUGGAAUAUUCUUCAAAAUGAAGAAGACAAGUGUAGCAUGUAUGAAGCUGAGGGCCAUUGGCUUCACAUGAUUCAAUAUCAAGAGUCUACUUCGGAUAGAGGAUUAGUCCUCGAUUGCUCUCUGGAUAACAGAGCUGGGCUCUAUGGGAGGAUUCUUUGA
Molecule: messenger RNA, 834 nt
Organism: Fragaria vesca subsp. vesca
Lineage: Eukaryota; Viridiplantae; Streptophyta; Magnoliopsida; Rosales; Rosaceae
Exons: 4
Coding region: 1-834 (277 amino acids)
Source: RefSeq, a predicted model, not a curated record